Molecule: messenger RNA, 1291 nt
Organism: Geodia barretti
Lineage: Eukaryota; Metazoa; Porifera; Demospongiae; Tetractinellida; Geodiidae
Source: the annotation of a GenBank genome assembly
AUGGAUUGGGAGCUAAGUAACCCAAUUCUCUAUCUGGACAUCAUGAGGUGGUGCUGGCAGCAGGAUUUCCGGAGCCGGCCGUCUGCCGAUCAUCUCAUCGACGUCCUCUCUAACGAGGGGGUUCCCCGUCUGAUGGAGGCCGUUAGUCUCCAUGACAGCAGUGACAUCACCGCCAACGCCCUUUGUAUCUUCCUAUUGAGCAGAGUGCAUCAGAGGUUGGAACAGGAGUACGGGAUAACGUCACCUUGUACCUCGCACCCGUUUGUUGCCCGCGGCGACCUCCAGGAGGACGUCUGGCUGGGAUUGUAUUCAGGAGACAGCAGAAGAGGAGGAGAUGGAGGGAGAGGGAGGGAGAAGGGGAGGGAGGGGGAGGAGAAAAGGAGGGAGAGAGCCAAAUGUUCCCAAUCUCCAUUCCAGGAUAACCGCCAUGUGUUGCGUAAUAGACACCAUGUGGGUGGGAACCGAAGAAGGGCCAACUCUUGCUCUUCGACGCGCACUCACCAAAACGACAUCUUGUCUCGCACACACUGGCUCUGCUCCCGGACCAGUCAAUCACCAAUAUCACCCCCAUCACCACUCUGCGACAGUGUUCUGGUCACCCGUAGCGACGGUUGCGUACUCCUCUUUGACGAGGUCACGCAGGAACACAAACUCCCAGACGACUCGCACUACGACCAACCGGUUAAACGGGACGCAGCUGCCCCGUCCGAUCGGUGUUUCGGACGCCCGAAAACUGCCAUCUUUGGCACGGCGCAUGUUGUGAGUGGAAACCAGGAGAACAGAGGACCUGUCUCUGAGAGACUUGUCAUGAAGGUGGAAUGCAGCGUCUACUCAUCUUCACCUGUUACAUCCAUAUGUUGCGUGAGGGACAUUCUCCACCUGGCUCUACACAACGGUGAAAUACUUCAACUCCACACGUCUCACGAUCAGAUAGACUCCGUGUCUCGUCUCCGCGGCCACGUCAAAUCCAUCCACUCCCUCCUCACCCUCGGAGCUCGCGUCCUCCCGCGCCACUGGCGACCUAGUAUCCUCGGUCGCAGUAACGUCAUGGACUAUCUACUGGAGCUUCUCGGGGAAGACGAUAUUCAGGAUAUCACUGACUCCAUGGUGGGCCGACAGACAAGACUCCUGGUCAGCGUGGGGAAAGGAUUCUACGGAAUAGCUGGGAAAGUGGUGGAAGCUCUCAUGUCCCCGAGUGACAUUAGCGACAAUUUCCUGCUCCUCUGGUCCCUGUAGACUGGAAAUGUGGCUAGGCAUUUUGCUUGUCCGUUUGUUUAUGUUCUUGUUCAGA